This is a messenger RNA of Periophthalmus magnuspinnatus, 400 nucleotides long. RefSeq names its product cytochrome c oxidase subunit 7C, mitochondrial. Lineage: Eukaryota; Metazoa; Chordata; Actinopteri; Gobiiformes; Gobiidae. Bases 89 to 280 code for a protein of 63 amino acids. The record is from RefSeq and is a predicted model, not a curated record. Gene Ontology annotation, biological process: mitochondrial electron transport, cytochrome c to oxygen. The transcript is spliced from 3 exons.
CGCUACACUCACCGCUCUCCGAAACAAGAAGGUCGAGUUAGCAGCGCUGUGACAGAGGAGAAACCAGAGGAUAAACCAGACAGAAAUCAUGCUGGGACAAGCUGUGAGGAGAUUCACAACCUCCGCCGUACGUUCUUCGCAUUAUGCCGAAGGACCCGGACAGAACCUGCCAUUCUCUGUGGAAAACAAGUGGCGCCUGCUGGGUAUGAUGGUGGUGUUCUUCGGCAGUGGCUUUGCAUUCCCCUUCAUCGUUGUCAGACAUCAAAUUCUGAAGAAGUAAAAUGGCUCUUCUUCAUCACAGAGGUGAUCAGCCGGAACAUAUUUAUCCAUCAGAGUUUUAUCCUUGCAACUAAAUGGAACCAGUUAAUUUUUCUUUGUAAAUAAAUGCCCUUAAAAUAUG